Molecule: messenger RNA, 840 nt
Organism: Parus major (Great Tit)
Lineage: Eukaryota; Metazoa; Chordata; Aves; Passeriformes; Paridae
Product: extracellular matrix protein FRAS1-like
Exons: 2
Coding region: 143-775 (210 amino acids)
Source: RefSeq, a predicted model, not a curated record
GAAAGCAGACAGCAUCCCUCACGACACUUCUCUGACUUUCCAGGACCGAAACCAGCCAGAAGUGACGGAUAAAUAUUUCCACGAUGUGCCUUUUGACGCCCACUUUGCUUCCGAGCUGUCUGAGUUCCACUCGGUGAGCAGCAUGCCUGGAGUUGAUGGAUUUACUCUCAAGGUGGAUGCUCUCUACAAGGUGGAAGCUGGGCACCAGUGGUACCUCCAAGUGAUCUACGUGAUCGGCCCGGAGGGCACGGCCGGGCCCCGUGUCCAGCGCUCCCUGGGGCGGCGCUGGCAGCGCGGCCGCCGCGACCUGUCCGGGGGGGCCGGGAGGCCGGCGCUGGAUGACUCCCUCAUCUACGACAACGAGGGCGACCAGCUGAAGAACGGCACCAACAUGAAGUCGCUGCUCUUGGAGAGGGAAGAAGCUGCCGUCGCAGCCUCCUUGUCCCAAGCGGGCGCUUCCCUGGGCAGCGCCUUCGCCGCCCUCACCCUGCUGCUGCUGGUGCUGUCCGGAAUUUGCCUCGUCGGCAGGAAGUGCCGGCGGCUGCGGAGGAAGCGGGAGGCGGCCAGGGCCGCUCCCGAGGAGCUCCCCUUGAACACCAAGGUGGAGCUGCCCCGGGGAGCCCCGAAGGCGGCGGGCGGCCGCUGCUGCACCGUCAGGAACCUUCAUCCACCGAGGGACGGCGGCGGCCUCUGCCAGGGCCAGGGCAGGAAAGUGAAGCAGGUGAACUUGGAAGUCAAAGUCCACAGCAAUUUGCACGACGGCACGGAAGUUUAAUGGAGCACACGCAGUGGGAAAAGCUUUUUAUAAACUGUAAAAUAAAGAUAAUCCAAAACUGAAAA